Priapulus caudatus is the source of this 1626-nucleotide messenger RNA. Its product is annotated as ankyrin-3-like. The transcript has 3 exons. The coding region runs from base 32 to 1276 and encodes 414 amino acids. NCBI's taxonomy places the organism in Eukaryota, Metazoa, Priapulida, Priapulimorpha, Priapulimorphida, Priapulidae. The record is from RefSeq and is a predicted model, not a curated record. Gene Ontology annotation, molecular function: protein binding.
AGUUACCGAGGACUCAUCGUUGCUGGACAUCAUGCGCCUGCUACUGGAGGCCGGUGCAGAUUCAAAUGUCGCCAUACCGAGGAACGGAGUGACGCCGCUGAUGAAGGCGGUGAGGGAGGACAAGGAGGCGGCAGUGCGGAUGCUGCUCUCACACGGCGCCGACGCCAACGUCGCGGACUCGCACGGAGUAACCACCCUGUACCAAGCAGCUUGGUUUGGCCAGCUGGACAUCAUGCGCCUGCUACUGGAGGCCGGCGCCAACCCCAACGUCGCCAUGACGAAGAGCGGAACGACGCUGCUGUUGAAGGCGGUGAGAAAGGGCAAUAAGGCGAUGGUGCGGAUGCUGCUCUCACACGGCGCCGACGCCAACGUCGCGGACUCGCAAGAACGGACAUCCCUGUACCAUGCGGCUUGCUUGGGCCGGCUGGACAUCGUGCGCCUGCUACUGGAGUCCGGCGCCAACGCCAACGCCGCGGACUCGUACGGACAAACCUCCCUGCUCAUCGCGGCUCACUGUAACCCGUCUGGUCGGCUGGACAUCAUGCGCCUGCUACUGGAGGCCGGCGCCGACCCCAACGUUGCCGAGACGGAAAAAAUGGAGAGUUUUACCCCGUUACACUACUCCUGUGGUCAACUUCAUACCGAGAUAAUUACUCACCUCUUGAAACACGGAGCUGACCCGAACCUCGUCGAUUGUAACAAGAGGACGCCGCUCGCUAUAAUAGGCAGCAAGGCGGAGGUGAGAAGACCCGGAAUGAACGAGCAAAGAGAAUUCGCAGCAGAAAUGGAACUUCAGAAAUCAAUGCUACAAGCAGAGUCAGUGGUACAAGCGGCGUCAGCUCUCCUACAGACGUGCGAGUCCGCCGGCGUACUUCUACAGGUUAACACACGUGACAGCGAGGGCAACACCCCGCUGCAUAGCUUCUGUAGGAUGAUGCUCGCAUGCAAAGACGAUGUUUACGCGCGAGAGAGGGAGGGGUGCGUGCUGAUAGUGCACGCGCUGGUGUUCAACCACGGCGCACACGUCGACGUGGUGAACGCACGGGGAGAGACGCCAUACGAACUCUGGCGCCGGAUUUACUCGACGCGUUUUCGUGGAAACGUGGAGUCGAUUGACGAGAUACAUGGCAGAAUGAGCGCGCAGUAUCAUUUGCUGAAAUGCCACUGCGCGCGCGUUAUCGUCAGACACAGCGUUGCAUACAAGAACAGGCUGCCUCCGAAUCUCAUAGAAUUUGUCAGGGCACACGCUAGACCAAGGCAACGUAGGCGACACUAAGCGUGUUAACCGAGGAAGCCCAUGUAGGAUCGGAGAUGCGAUAACCCAGAAAAAUAUUAUCAAUACUUGGUAGGUCUAUGUUCUAAUUGUUGCACGUGUUGGCAGACGUGUUUCAUUACAAUGUAAAAUCGAGUAUAUAUAGUAACACUAAUCAUUUUCUAUAGAAAUGUGUAGAUUAUCGGUAUGAUGCCUGAGUGAAUUGGCACGAUUUAAUAACCACGAGUACAAAUGUUAAAAGUUUGCAAAUCAUUUUGCUCUGUAAAAAAACUCUUACAGAGGCUCUGUUGUAAAGAGCUUAAAAGGCUUAGUUGGGUUCUCAGUAUUAAAAAUAAAAUAAAAUAAAACAUAAC